This is a messenger RNA of Staurois parvus, 1507 nucleotides long. The record is from the annotation of a GenBank genome assembly. Lineage: Eukaryota; Metazoa; Chordata; Amphibia; Anura; Ranidae.
GCCGGCAGCAUGGCGGAUAACAGAGUGACAGAGUCUCUUCUGCAGAGGCUGCAGGAGGGGAAGAGCGAUGGACUGGACAGCCUGGAGUUGGCUCUGGCCCUGGGGGGUGGAUCACCAGCAGGUGGUGGGGGCUGUGAAGAGCCUGCAGUCCCUGGGAGAGAUUAUUGAGGCAGAGCAGCGAUCCAGCAAGAAAUGGGAGCUGAGCUCGGAGGGGCAAGAGAUUGCUCAGGAGGGCAGCCAGGAAGCCCGGGUGUAUUACAGCAUACCCAAGGGGGGCUUGGCCCAGAGCGAGCUCAUGAAACUGACAAUUGCAAAAAUUGGAUUCAGUAAGGCAAUGUCCAAUCGCUGGAUUCGAUUAGACAAGUCAGCAGAGGGUGGCCCACGGAUCCACAGAGCGGUGGAUUCAGUAGAAGAUACUGUUAAGGAGAAGCUGCAGCUGAUCGAGAAAGGAAAGGCGGACAGUGUAAAUGAGAAGGACAAGAGCGAGCUGAGAAAGAGGAAACUGCUCAAUGAAGUGACAGUUAAAACCUACUGGGUAACGAAGGGAAGUGAGUUCAGCACCAAUAUUACCAAACAAGAAACUGACCUUACUCCAGAAAUGAUUGCCAGUGGCUCCUGGAACGACAAGAAAUUCAAGGCAUACAAUUUCAAUGCAUUGGGCGUGAUGCCAGAAUGUGGUCACCUGCACCCUCUAAUGAAAGUCAGAACGCAAUUCCGACAGAUUUUCCUAGAAAUGGGCUUUACGGAGAUGCCAACCAAUAACUUCAUAGAGAGCUCAUUCUGGAACUUCGAUGCCUUGUUUCAGCCUCAGCAACACCCAGCCAGAGAUCAGCAUGACACCUUCUUCUUACAAGAUCCAGCAAUGGCGUCAGAAUUCCCCAUGGAUUAUCUUGAGCGUGUGAAGAAAGUUCAUUCUGAAGGAGGAUAUGGCUCACAAGGCUAUAAAUAUGACUGGAGUAUCAGUGAGGCCAGGAAGAAUAUCCUGCGGACACAUACGACAGCAGUCAGUGCACGAAUGCUGUACAAACUGGCUCAGCAGGAGGCGUUCACACCAGUGAAAUAUUUCUCCAUUGACCGCGUGUUUAGGAACGAGACGCUAGAUGCCACCCAUCUAGCAGAGUUUCAUCAAAUCGAAGGCGUGGUGGCAGAUUACGGCCUGACACUGGGGGAUCUGAUGGGUGUUCUGAAGGAAUUUUUCAAUAAACUUGGAAUCGCCAAAUUGCGUUUCAAGCCUGCAUAUAAUCCUUACACCGAGCCGAGCAUGGAGGUCUUCAGCUACCAUGAAGGCUUGAAGAAGUGGGUGGAAGUGGGAAACUCUGGAGUUUUUCGGCCAGAGAUGCUGCUGCCUAUGGGGCUUCCUGAAGGAGUGUCUGUCAUUGCAUGGGGUCUGUCACUGGAGAGACCGACGAUGAUCAAGUAUGGCAUUAAUAACAUUCGAGAGCUGGUGGGGCACAAAGUCAAUCUACAGAUGGUCUAUGACAGUCCGAUAUGCCGCUUGGACUCCUAA